UUAGUUAGGUGCUGUUGAUACUGGCUUGUAGUUUGGAGUAUGAAGACUCAGAACUGAAUAUAGCAGCGCUCAUACAUCGCUGUGACACAGUUUUUAAAACCUCCAUUCCAUUACUUCAUGACGUGUACAUUUGUGUAAAUAGACUACUUCUAAUUUUUUUUUUUUUUUAUAACGAGACAACAACAAGAUGGAACUUAAUUCUCUUUUAAUUCUGCUGGAGGCUGCAGAGUACUUGGAAAGAAGAGACAGAGAGGCGGAGCACGGUUAUGCGUCUGUUUUACCGUACAGUAGCGACUUUUCCAGAAAGAAAACGAAAGCCUCGACAAUUUCCAGAAAAACUCAGAACAAUAGAUCAUCGCACAAUGAGCUGGAGAAACACAGACGUGCCAAACUACGGCUGUACUUGGAGCAGCUGAAGAAGCUGGUGCCUUUAGGUCCAGACAGCACGAGACACACCACACUGAGCUUGCUGAAAAGGGCCAAGAUGCACAUCAAGAAACUGGAGGAGCAGGACAGGAAGGCUUUAAACGUGAAGGAGCAGCUGCAGAGAGAGCAUCGCUACCUCAAACGCCGCCUGGAGCAGCUUUCUGUGUCCGGAUCCGUUGAGCGCAUCCGCACCGACAGCAUGGGCUCCACCAUCUCUACCGACUCAGAGCAAGAGGUGGACAUCGAGGGCAUGGAGUUCACCCCUGUCGAGGCGGACAGCGUGGACAGCAUCAGCGACGGCGAGGAGGAGGAGGAGGAGGACCACUACAGCCUCCAGAGCAGCUCCAGCGACACCAGCUACACAGCCACACAUUCCCACAGACUGCAGCCGCACCACUGUUAAGACACCGCGUGGCCAUCCGGCUUCCAUCCCCACCCCCGCGCUUCCCUCCCCGACCAUUUGCAACUGCCAACGCUGCCCGCUAGCGACAUCAGACCAGUCCACGACGGCGGUACACCUUGAAUCUGUUCCUCCUUUCCUGGCCCCGGCUCUCCAGGAAGCACAUGGGGCUCAAAUGCCACUCAAGCCUUCCUGACCCUCCUGACCACUGACCCUACCUCACCCUACUGUAUCCUGCCUGAACCUGCCCCUCCUGACACGCCCUGCCCUCCCGCUGCCCUCACAAUCCCUACCUAGUGUUGCCGCAGGCUCAGAGAGAGCGAGAGAGAGAGAGAGGGAGAAGGGGUUGGGGAGGGUAUAAUUUGUGGUUUUGAUGGGGACUUCUGUGGUGUGGUGUACAGCUUUGACUUGUUAAUCAGGAUUUUUUUUUAAGGGAUGCGUGCGUGCGUGUGUGUGUGUGAGAGAGAGAGAGAGUGUGUUUGUGUGCGCAAAAAAGAGAGAGAGAAACCAAGUGAGUUAAAGAGAGGUCAAAAACAAAAUAUAAGCUUUGUGUCCUCUCCAUGAGGCAAUAACACACGGAUGAGGCUUUUGCACAACGUUUGUGAUGUAGGAGGUGAAGCACUUCGGUUUGCUCAGCAAUAAAUGCAGCAAACAGUUAUUUACAUCACACAGUAUCUUUCCUUUACACAAGAUCAGCACGUCUUUAUCACCAGAUGUGGCCGACCUUUGGCCAGAGAUGAGCUGAAAAAGUGACAGAGCUGUAGCAGAGAAGACAGAGUGUAAAUAGAUGUAUAGUUACUGUCCAGACCCUCCUGUCUCCCCUACUGGUUGGGCUGCCUAACCACUACUCCACACUACUGACCACUACACUAUACCACCCCAUGGUGUGGAUGGACUACUAAAUCAAAUUUAAAAAAAAAGAAAAAAGGAGUUGCCUCAGAACUAAAACUCUACUCCUGAAAAGAUUGAUCCAAAUCUUGUGUUUCCUCAGUAGCGAAUUGAUGUAGCAAUAAAUACAAGGGGAAGGGUGCUUCCUCUGAGUGUUUAAACGAUUCUGAUGGACCACGAGGUGUCAUGGGACUUUUUUUUUUUUUUACCCUAUAGACGGCGCCCGCAGAAAGUGGACCUGCAGAAAAAAAGGGGCAGUUCUCCCUUUUCUUUCCUUCACUAAUGGAUCCCUUCUCUGCUCUCGCGACGCCGUUCACCCACAAUUUGCGUUUCUCUAUAGCUUUGUUACUUUUUCACGCCGCGUUCACUCAUGUGUGUCUGGAUUUUGCUUUUAGUUCCGAUCAACAAGUCAAAGCUGUGAAAGUGGAGAAAAAAUGCGAAAAGAGGAAAAAAAAAAAAAAAGGCGGUGUUCAUCGUAGCUUAGUUGGCAAACUAAUCGCAUCGCAGUCGAGCUUUUGAUUUCAUUAAACAAGGCGAACGAUCUUCUUUUCUCUCUGUUGCUUGUUCCUGGAGCUCGUGGGAGCUGCUGAAGACCAACGUAGAUUGCAAUUUCUUCUCUAACUCGUCUGUAACUCAUGCACAAUAGUCACUGUUGACGGAGGAGGCGCUUCUGUAGCUCUCUGACCAUUUAAUAAUCAUUAGGGCCUCAGUCUGUGGAAGUUCUUCGGAGCUUGGCGUCCCGACACAAACCCAAGGGCCGGUCCACCACGGCAGGUCUGACCAGAAAAAAAAAAAUCAAAAAAAAAAAAAAAAAAAAUCAAAAGACUCAAAAGAAAACAAAAAAAACUUGCAUACAGAAGAAGCUACGCGUCACUGAAAGUGAUAUAAGCCAGUGUAGUCUAUAUUUCUUGUAUUAAAUUUUGUAUUAUAUUUUCCUAAAUGUUCUCUUGUAAUGAAAAGACAAAAAAGAGUGAGUAUAUCUAUCUAUAUAUACAGUAUAUGAAUAAAUAUAUAUAUAUAUGAGAGACAGACAGACAUGAGGCCAGGCUUGUUGAAGGGAGAGUGGGGACAGGGGAGCUGAUACACUGGCCCCUCUCCCUUUGGGUGACUCUCCUGCUGUCAUUCUGUGCCUUGGUGAGCCUUCGACUUCCCUCCUCCUCCUCCUCCUCCUCCUCCUGCGCCUCCUCCUCCCACCUCCCUUCUCAGGUCAUACUCUCCCUUCCUCCUCCUCCCCCUCGUCCCUCCUCUGGCGGGGCUGAAAGCUUCCAUUUCGUCCCCUCACCAUGCCAAAACACUUCCAUGAGCAAAAGGGGGGGGGGCACUUGAAGAGAAGACCUCAUUUUAAAAAAAGUUUUACGAAAAGAACGAAGACGACAAAAGAAAGCCCCCUUCGGUCUCUACUGAGAAGCCGCUGUUGUAGUACGCCCUCGUCCAGGCACUCCCCGCCCUCUUGACGCCCGCUCAUCUGCCAGUGCCGCCUCUGUCGCAGAAAAAGAUCUAUUUAAAAAAAACAAAACAAAAAAAACACACUGGUAAACUCCCAUGGCAGCUUCCAGUCGCCCCGGAUGGUCACCGACGGGGUUCAAAACUUCUGGGCUUGAAGCGCAUGUUUGUUUUUGUUUUUUUUUUUUGUCAUUUUACUAUUAUUGUAUGUUGACUAUGUGUUUGUUCAAUUGGGAGUCACUGGGAGAGGAGCGAUAUAAAGAAUAAUCCAGUCGAUGGCAGCUUAAGGUGUUAUCCUCCGCAGCUCCCGGUGGUCCGUCCCAGAAAUAGUGUUACCCGUUGAUCAGGGGACCUCUUGAGACACAGCAAUAUUUACCAUCGUGUGCUUUCUGAGGGGGAGGGUGGGCGGGCAGGGUUUUUUUUUUUUUUUCAAAAAGACAAGCAGGUGGUUUUGCUUUUGACUCUGUGGUGCAUUUUAUUUUUAUUUUUUUUUUGCGACCAACUCGAUAUUUUAUCUUGAUGAAUUUGACCUCCUAUCUGCACUCUCUCCACACACUGCAGGAGGGCAAAAAAAAAAAAAAAAAUCGAGAUUUCUUUUGUUUUUUCUUUUAUUUGGAGAAGCUGUUUUUAUUCGUUUUCUGUCAUUGAGAGUUUACAAAGGAUUUGUACAUGACUGUUUGUAGCAAAAAAAAAAAAGAGUCCUUUUUCAGUUUGUCGGUCAAAAAUGAACAACAUGGUAAACACGCAUCGAUGGCAUAAAAGUUAUUCUCUUGCACAGAACCUCCCCCAGCGGAAAAAAAAGCGACAAGAGUGAAUGGGAAUGAGCCGAGGUGGCCGGAUAUGAGAUUAUAAUUUUUCAGUGCCGUCAUUGAAAAAUGAACAUAGCACAAAAAAAAAAAA
Messenger RNA from Acanthopagrus latus (yellowfin seabream), 4057 nucleotides. It is a transcript of the gene mxd4, whose product is annotated as MAX dimerization protein 4. The transcript is spliced from 6 exons. Gene Ontology annotation, biological process: regulation of transcription by RNA polymerase II. Bases 188 to 829 code for a protein of 213 amino acids. Gene Ontology annotation, molecular function: DNA-binding transcription factor activity, RNA polymerase II-specific; protein dimerization activity; RNA polymerase II cis-regulatory region sequence-specific DNA binding. NCBI's taxonomy places the organism in Eukaryota, Metazoa, Chordata, Actinopteri, Spariformes, Sparidae. The record is from RefSeq and is a predicted model, not a curated record.